Molecule: messenger RNA, 1678 nt
Organism: Odocoileus virginianus texanus
Lineage: Eukaryota; Metazoa; Chordata; Mammalia; Artiodactyla; Cervidae
Source: RefSeq, a predicted model, not a curated record
GUUCGUCACGUCGCAGUUGCCCCCGCAUAGCGGAUGUGUGUCGCCGCUUAGGUGACGCUGAGAAGUGCUUGCAGCCGCCGCCGCUGCCUUCUGGUUGAAGCACUAUGGAGGGAGAGAGGAAGAACAACAAUAAACGGUGGUAUUUUACUCGAGAACAACUGGAAAAUAGCCCGUCUCGUCGUUUUGGCUUGGAUCCAGAUAAAGAACUUUCUAAUCGCCAGCAGGCGGCCAAUCUGCUCCAGGACAUGGGCCAACGUCUUAACGUCUCACAAUUGACUAUCAACACUGCUAUAGUAUACAUGCAUCGAUUCUACAUGAUUCAGUCCUUUACACAGUUCCAUCGAAACUCUGUGGCUCCAGCAGCCUUAUUUUUAGCAGCCAAAGUAGAGGAGCAGCCAAAAAAAUUGGAACACGUCAUCAAGGUAGCACACACUUGUCUCCAUCCACAGGAAUCACUUCCUGAUACCAGGAGUGAGGCUUACCUGCAGCAGGUUCAAGAUCUGGUGAUACUAGAAAGCAUAAUUCUGCAGACUUUAGGCUUUGAACUAACAAUUGAUCACCCACAUACACAUGUGGUAAAGUGCACUCAACUUGUUCGAGCAAGCAAGGACUUAGCACAAACUUCUUACUUCAUGGCAACCAACAGGUUUAUAUUUUAAUAUUUUUCUCUUCUCUUUUUGGGGUAGUACUUUACUUGGGUUGGAAUUGUCACUUUUUGUUGGGUAUUUGGAAAGAUGAUAGGUCUGGCACUUAGUAAAUUAGAAGCCAAAGAUCUAGUCAAGGAUCUCUGAUAUUAAUAGAAUGUGUUAUAGACAAGUCCAUGGUAAAUGUUGAUUUUUCUGCACAGUUGUCAUGCGUGCCUUAAAAUUUCCAUGCUGCUUUUUAAACUUGUUAAGGUGAUACAAUAUUUUUGUGUCUGAUUGAUAGCCAACUUAAUUCUGCAUUUGUUACUUUGCAUUAAAAUAUCCAAAAGCAUAGUUCUGAAAGUUUAUUUAAACUUGGAUUUCAUUGCCAGUCGGUGACUGAAAGCUGAUUUAGAGGAUUCUGCUAUAAUUGUGGUAUUUUAAAAGGUUCUUUUUGUCUUCACUCACUCCCAGAUAAAUGGGCACAUACAUGUGCAAAGAGUUGUGACAUUUUUUCUUUUUCGUUCCCUUUUUAAGGAAAAAAAUUAACACAUAACUUGUAUUACCAAAUGAUUUGCUCAUUCUUAUCUCCGAUCUACUGCGUAGUUCUUGGAAACCAAAGAUACUUCUAAUGACCGUCGAGGCUAAGAAGUUCAUUUUUAUAGCCUGAUGGGAGAGAUUUUAAAAAUAAACUAUCAAGCAUAUUCACACUUGAGAGAGUGAUUAUCUAUUCAUUAUUUAAAAGAGACCAGACCUAUGACUGGCAAGAAGUAAGAUAAUUUUUAGGAUAGUUCCUUAAGUAUUUGAUUUAGGGAUUGUACAUAUUAAAAGUCUUAAAGUUUUUCUUAUCUUCGGAACUUCUUCUCAGGAUGAUUAAUCCUUAUUUAAAAAAACUGAGUACUCAGUCUUUUAUUUUUGUUUUUAUUUUUUCCGGUCCUUCAUCAGUGUGUGGAUUAAAUGAUGUAUAGUCAAAAAAAUUAGAAAAGUUGUUACCUGAGCAGAUGGGUUAAUGGAAAGAUUAGGUUGGGUGUUGGAUCAGAGCUCUGGCUAUUUCU